Molecule: messenger RNA, 1768 nt
Organism: Papilio polytes (common Mormon)
Lineage: Eukaryota; Metazoa; Arthropoda; Insecta; Lepidoptera; Papilionidae
Product: minor histocompatibility antigen H13
Exons: 6
Coding region: 96-1196 (366 amino acids)
Biological process (GO): membrane protein proteolysis
Cellular component (GO): membrane; cytoplasmic side of endoplasmic reticulum membrane; lumenal side of endoplasmic reticulum membrane
Molecular function (GO): aspartic endopeptidase activity, intramembrane cleaving
Source: RefSeq, a predicted model, not a curated record
GUCAUUUUCUUGUCAAAGUGCCACUGAAACAGUGAAGUGGUACGAGGAGAGCUAUUGUGGUUUUUACAUUUAUUGGCACAACAAUAGUUAGUAAAAUGGCAGAACCUUUGACGGAAAUACCGCUAAACAUCGAGGAAACUGUUAAAGAUGCUGUGAAAAAUGUUACGGAUAAACCACCAACGAGUAUCGAAGGCAUUGCGAUCGCCUACUUGAGUUUGGUCAUUAUGGCUGUCUUACCCAUAUUUUUCGGCUCCUUUCGGUCUGUUAAAUACCUCAAGGAGCAAAAGGAAUCAGGGGAGAGGCACGAGACAAUGUCCAACAAAGAUGCUUUGAUGUUCCCACUGAUAGCCUCCUGUGCUCUAUUCACACUUUACAUCUUCUUCCAAUUCUUCUCCAAGGAGUACAUUAACCUCCUUCUAACAGGAUACUUCUUUUUCCUUGGUGUGUUGGCAUUGAGUCAUCUUCUUAGCCCUAUUAUAGCACUGGUGGUCCCCGCGUCCAUCCCCAACAUGCCGUACCACAUACAUUUUACGCGCGGCGAUGGCGACGCGCGCUCCGACAUCAUCAACUACAAGUUCACCUCCUAUGACGUCAUCUGUCUGCUCAUUUCACUAUGCCUCGGCGCUUGGUAUCUACUCAAGAAGCACUGGAUCGCCAACAAUCUGUUCGGUAUCGCUUUCGCCAUCAACGGUGUGGAGCUGCUGCACCUCAACAAUGUGGUGACAGGCUGCAUCCUGCUCAGCGGUCUCUUCCUCUAUGACAUCUUCUGGGUGUUCGGCACCAACGUCAUGGUAACCGUCGCCAAGUCAUUUGAGGCGCCUAUCAAACUGGUGUUCCCGCAAGACCUGCUGGUGAACGGCCUGAGCGCGAGCAACUUCGCGAUGCUGGGGCUGGGCGACAUCGUGGUGCCCGGCAUCUUCAUAGCGCUGCUGCUGCGCUUCGACAAGUCGCUGCGGCGCGGCUCCGAGCUCUACUUCCGCGCCACCUUCCUGGCCUACGUGGCCGGGCUGCUGGCCACCAUCCUCGUCAUGCACGUGUGGCGCCACGCGCAGCCCGCGCUGCUCUACCUCGUGCCCGCCUGCCUCGCCACGCCGCUCACGCUGGCGCUGCUCAAGGGCGACAUCAACGCGCUCUUCAACUACGAGGACCAGGCGGCGGUGUCGGAGGCGGAGGACAAGGCCAAGAAGACUGAGUAGAGCGCCGCGCGCCCUCCGCCCCCCGCCCCCCGCCCCCCGCCGCACAAGUACAUGCAUACAGACAAACUUUAUAUUAUUAUUAUUUACUGGUGGGAUAAUUGGAACGGUAUUUGCUUGAAUUUGACGUGUGUAAAUUGUGCGAUUUUAUUUGAACUUCCAUAUUUAAAUAUCUUCCAUUCAUUAUAUGAUUAUCAUAUACAUUUUUAUGACAAAUGUUCAAAUAUUCGAAAUGUAAUUAAAUAUGCGCAUAAUAGAUGUAUUUUUUUUAAAUUUUUUAAAUCGUUUUCCUUUUCAGAGUUUUUUUAUUUUCACAAUCAUUGUAUAUAUUGUAUUUUGUUUAGCUUCGUGUAAAUCUUAGCUGAUUAAGUUUUAUAAUUUUGUUAUCUGUACCUUGAAUGUUACCAAUCUAUACAUUUCCGUAGCAAAUCUUUUAUUGUAUUAACUUUGUGCUGUCUCAUAUAGUUGUUUCCAAUUGGUAUACAAACCCUGGUUUAAUGUUAGAUGUCACAAGGCAGACGAACUUUGAUGAUCGAUCGGUGUACGACUUAUACUUAAUAAAUGUAUUAAAAUUA